AUGGCACUAACACCAGGCUAUCUGCCCCCUAGUGGCCAAGAGCUGCGGGAGGAAAGGAGGCAAGGGACGAGCGGGAGGAGGAAAGGAGGCAGGGAACCGGAGCGAGGAGGAAAGGAGGCAAGGGACCGAGCGGGGGAGAAGGAGGCAAGGGACCGAGCGGAGAGGAAAGGGGCAAGGACCGAGCGGAGGAGGAAAGAGGCAGGGACCGAGCGGAGGAGGAAAGGAGGCAAGGGACCGAGCCGGGGAGGAAAGAGGCAACGGACCGAGCGGAGGAAGGAAGGGGCAAGGACCCGAGCGAGAGGAAAGGAGGCAAGGGGACCGAGCGGAGGGAGGAAAGGAGGGAAGGGACCGAGCGGAGAGGAAAGGAGGCAAGGGACGAGUCGGGAGGGAGGAAAGGAGGCAAGGACAGACGAGAGCAAAGAGGCAAGGGACAAGAGCGAGGAGGAAAGAGGCAAGGACAGAGCGCGAGGAGGGAAGGAGGCAAAGGAUCCGAGCGGAGAGGAAACAGCAUCCAACACGCCUCUAGAACAAGACCGUCGGAACGGCAACACGACAAACAACACAGGGACAACAACACAAUCAAGAAUCAGAAAAUGUUAUUGA
Molecule: messenger RNA, 603 nt
Organism: Salvelinus sp. IW2-2015
Lineage: Eukaryota; Metazoa; Chordata; Actinopteri; Salmoniformes; Salmonidae
Source: RefSeq, a predicted model, not a curated record